CUGCAGUACACAUGACAAAACCAGGGGGGCGAAGUUCACAGCAGCAAACAUGGCGCCUUCCAUUGACAGGAUGGUGUCUAUUAUGAUUGCGCUGCUUUUUCUUUGUCUCGGUGCCGAGGCUGUGGAUCGCAGCAACUUCAAAACAUGUGACCAGAGUUCUUUCUGCAAGCGUCAAAGAGAGCUGAUGCCUGGGCAGUCUCCAUACAGAGCACUGCUGGAUACCCUGGAGCUCAGUGACUCCAGGAUCACACUGCAGCUCAUCAAUGACAAUAACAAGGUGCGGCUCCUGCUGGAACUUUACCGGCUGCAGGGCAACAUGACCCGUAUUAAAAUCAAUGAGCUGAAACCCCUGAAACCUCGCUAUGAGGUUCCUGAUGUCCUACUCAAUGACCCACCCACUGAACCAAUGACGCUGGUGGCUCAGGACGUGAACAGUGUGGUGCUGUCUCUCGGGGUCGAUGAGCAGAGGGUGAUUGUUAAUGCACGGCCUUUUCGCCUCGACAUCGUGGAGGGGCCCAAAGUGCUGCUGUCUCUCAAUUCCCGAGGCCUGCUGGCCUUUGAGCACCUGCGCCUGCGCAAGGACACUAUCUCUCAUAAAAUAACUAGCACAGUCGGUAGCAUGUGGGACUCGAUCAAGAGCGUUUUCUCUAGUAAACAUGACACUGAUGCAGAGGACGGUGGAGGAUCAGACAAUGCAGAGCUGCCAGAUGAUGAGGAUGGGCAGACAGUAAAAGAGGAAGAAGAUAAGCCUGGCAUGUGGGAAGAGACCUUUAAGACGCACAGUGACUCAAAACCCAAUGGACCAACAUCCAUUAGUUUAGAUUUUUCUUUCCCUGGUGUGGAGCAUCUUUACGGCAUUCCUGAACACGCAGACACGCUCAAGCUCAAAAACACAGACGGAGGCGAACCAUAUCGGCUGUAUAAUCUGGACGUGUUCCAGUACGAGCUGAACAACCUCAUGGCUCUGUACGGAGCCGUGCCUGUCAUCAUAUCCCACAAUACAGAACGCACUAUGGGUGUCUUCUGGCUCAAUGCAGCUGAGAGCUGGGUGGACAUCAGCUCCAGUACCUCAGGAAAGACGGUGUUUGGUAAGAUGAUGGACUUUGUCCAGGGAUCAAAUGAAGCCCCACAGACAGAUGUGCGCUGGAUCUCUGAGAGUGGCAUCAUUGAUGUGUUCUUCAUGUCUGGACCAAGACCCAACGACGUCUUCGCACAGUAUGCCUCGCUGACAGGCACCCAGGCCUUCCCUGCUCUCGCCACACUGGGCUAUCACCAGUGCCGCUGGAACUACAAUGACCAGGAGGACGUGAAGGCUGUGGACGAAGGCUUUGAUGAGCAUGACAUCCCCUAUGACUUCAUCUGGCUGGACAUCGAGCACACUGAUGGUAAACGCUACUUCACCUGGGAUCCUAACAAGUUCAGCCAGCCCAAAGAGAUGCUGCAGGGGCUCAUGGACAAGAGACGCAAGAUGGUUGCCAUUGUAGAUCCUCACAUCAAGGUGGACAGCGGCUACAGCAUUCACAAUGAGAUUCGCUCCAAAGGCUUCUACGUCAAGAACAAAGAUGGAGGAGACUAUGAGGGCUGGUGCUGGCCAGGAAAUUCUGGUUAUCCUGACUUUACCAACCCCGAGAUGAGAGCCUGGUGGGCUAGCAAGUUUGCUUAUGACCAAUACACGGGUUCCAUGGAGAACCUUUUCACUUGGAACGACAUGAACGAGCCAUCAGUGUUCAACGGGCCCGAGGUGACCAUGCAUAAAGAUGCAAUGCAUGGAAACUGGGAACAUAGAGACGUCCACAAUAUCUAUGGCAUCUAUGUGCAAAGAGCAACCGCUGAAGGCCAGAUCCAGCGCUCCGGUGGCACAGAAAGACCAUUUGUUCUCACCAGAGCCUUUUUUGCAGGAUCUCAGCGCUAUGGGGCAGUAUGGACAGGAGAUAAUGCAGCUGAAUGGGGUCAUCUGAAGAUCUCUAUCCCCAUGUGUUUGAGCCUUGGACUAGUAGGCAUCUCUUUCUGUGGAGCUGAUGUUGGUGGUUUCUUUAAGCAUCCUAGCACUGAGUUGCUGGUGCGUUGGUAUCAGGCAGGAGCUUACCAGCCAUUCUUUCGGGCUCAUGCCCACUUGGAUACUCCGCGACGUGAGCCCUGGCUCUUCGGCCCAGACAACACUGCUCUGAUUCGAGAGGCUAUACGGCAGAGAUACACACUCCUGCCCUACUGGUACCAGCUCUUCUACAAUGCAUAUCGUACUGGUCAGCCAGUCAUGAGGCCUUUGUGGGUGGAGUAUCCUGAAGAUCCAGACACUUUUGCCAUUGAGGAUGAAUACUUACUUGGUAAAGAUCUGCUGGUACACCCUGUUACUGAAGAGGGAGCAAAGGGGGUGACAGCCUUCUUACCCGGGAAAGGAGAGGUUUGGUAUGAUGUUCACACAUUCCAGAAACACAAGGGGGCUCAGAAUCUCUACAUUCCAGUCACCAUGAGCUCAAUCCCAGUGUUCCAGCGAGGCGGCUCUAUUAUCAGCAGGAAGGACCGUGUGAGGAGAUCCUCUGCCUGUAUGGAGAAUGACCCCUACACCCUCUAUGUGGCCCUCAGUCCUCAGGGCACUGCUGAAGGAGAAAUCUACAUUGAUGACUUUCACACCUUCAAGUUUGAAACGGACAAGCAGUUCAUCCAUAGGCGUCUGCACUUCUCUGAUAAUGCACUUUCUUCCAGUAAUCUGGCUCCAGAUUCACAGUUCACUACGGCAUCUUGGAUAGAGAAGGUGGUCAUAAUGGGAGCUUCUCGUCCCACCUCUGUCUCUCUGACAACUGCAGAUGGCACCAAGACUGCUCUGGAGUUUGAGUUUGAUUCUGCUGCGUCUGUGCUGACUCUGCGCAAACCUGGCGUCAACGCAGGGGCCGACUGGACUGUGUUCCUGGUGUAACACACACACAGACACACACAUGCACAUAUACAUGCACACAUACACCCUGUAUACACCUGGGCAUUUCUUCUGUCUUGAAUAUUAGGAUUAUAUCUGGAUAGACCAAACCACACAGAAAUACUAGUGCAAACACCCCCAGGACACAUUUAAAAUAGAUUAAAGUCUGAUCACUCACAUCCAAAUCAGGAGGUGAUCUGAGCUGCAUUUGAGCCACUGGUGUAUAUACUGGUGUAAACACAUUAGUCUCUUGAAGACACAUUCGACGACCAAAACUCCUCUAAGUACAACCAAAACACCAGUAAUAACUGUCAUGGAGUGAUAAAAUGUCUAUAUUUCGUCCCACACAGCAAUUUUAGUCCAAAUAAGCGAGAUGCAAUCCAAACACUAAACACAUGAAGUGACCAGGUGUAAACAGCAUAACACAAUUUACCAAGAUGAAUCAAUCAACAGCACUUAUUUUAAAACAAGAUUGUUAUAUCUGCACACACAUAGACAAUAAGUAUUUGGGAUUGGAUGGCUGUAGGUGACGUUAGUAAUUCUACAAUCACAUGAAUAAAUUGACAUUCAUUCAGAAAUGUGGGAUCUUUUGCACUGACAUACAAUGUCCACAUCUAUCAUGAGAGAAAGAGAGAGAGAGAAAGAGACAGCUAGUGAGAAAUAGAGAGUGAGAGAGAGAGAGAAAUAGAGAUUGAGAGAUGGAUGUGGCAUUUUCCAAUAAUGAAUCUCCAUUUCAAAUAAAUAUUGUCACGUUUAUUGAAGGAAAGGCCUAAUUAAUGUAUAGAAAUUCAACCCAUGCUUAUUUUAUCAUAAGUUACUACCUGGGUUAUUACCUUAAGUUAGGACAAAACAUGAUUAGUUUUUGUUCUCAACUUGGCGCCACAAUGAAUUGAAUCAAGGAUACUUCUUCAAAAUUUGAAUUUGUUAGAGAUUUUUUUUAUGAUUUGUUUGAUUAGUUUUACAUACCUUUUUAUAAAUGUUUUUUUUGGUUAUGGAUUAAUUAGUUGGGUUACACAACCUCACACAAACCUUAUGUAUGUAGGAUUGUCCAUGAAUAUGUUUUAGUUUGUUUGAUUUGUUUAAAUUGAUAGACCCAAAUAGACUAAUUUACUAAUCCAUAAUUCUUUCAUUCCAAGGUCUUUUGACCUCACUGAAAACCCAGCGAUUACAUAGUAUUCUGCAUUAGAGGAAUAGUUUGGAAAAAUAUAUACUUUCCAAUCAUUUCUAAGAUUCAAGAUUUAUUACUGUGGCCCAGGUAUAAUCGGUCAGCUGUUUAGUAUCUGAUUGGUGCUUAUUUACUUAAGCUAACAUAUUGGUACAAAAGUAAAUUUCACACUAUACCAUGAUUUGUCUAUCAAAGGCAUCUUAUAUCUGCCCAGUAUCAUUUAUUUUAGUCCAUCUUGUAUCUAUUGAGUGCAUUAUUAAAAUCAUGACGUAUUAAAUCACUGAGUUACAUAUAUUGCAGAACAAUCAUGCAGUCUUUUGUCUGUGUGAAACCAAUAAAUAUAUGUUGGGGUUUUAAUCAGAUAAGGAAUCCUUUGUUGUGUAUUUACACAUAUAAAAAAGACCCAUGUCUCUUAGAAAUGGUAGCCUAACAUCUCCCAUUCUAAAGAAGCAAACUUCAGGUACCAAACAAACAAACAUGUGUUGGUUAAUCUAAUCUGGUUGUAUCUGCAGUCAGUGAUAAAUCAUAUUAUAGAUUUUUUACUAAACUAUUCCUUUAACCCAAACUGCAUUAAUAAUCAUGCAAGCUUUAACUUAGAUGCUGUUACUGAAUACAAGCCAAUUCAACAGAUGCCAUUAGAUAGAUAGAAAUAAAUGAGAAUAAAUGAAGAAAUGAUCUGUUGUUUAGAUAAAAUUGCAAUUUUACUGUAAGACAAAAUAUGACACAAUAAGAGUGAACAUGUACACUGGUAAAUGAGAUGUCCAGGGAUCUGACAUGGAAUUUAUUGUUGUUUACAUUUCCUAUUAAAAUGUCAGUUAAACAUGUAAUAUUGGCAUUAGUUUAUCAGACCCACUAUGUCAAUGUCUGACUGAGACUCUAAAAACUGGAUGGAUAAAAUAAAAGUGUCAUCUUCCA
Messenger RNA from Astyanax mexicanus (Mexican tetra), 4991 nucleotides. It is a transcript of the gene ganaba, whose product is annotated as glucosidase II alpha subunit a. The record is from RefSeq and is a predicted model, not a curated record. The coding region runs from base 50 to 2914 and encodes 954 amino acids. Lineage: Eukaryota; Metazoa; Chordata; Actinopteri; Characiformes; Acestrorhamphidae. Gene Ontology annotation, molecular function: glucan 1,3-alpha-glucosidase activity; carbohydrate binding. Gene Ontology annotation, biological process: carbohydrate metabolic process; N-glycan processing. Gene Ontology annotation, cellular component: glucosidase II complex. The transcript has 25 exons.